Molecule: messenger RNA, 3452 nt
Organism: Cladocopium goreaui
Lineage: Eukaryota; Dinophyceae; Suessiales; Symbiodiniaceae
Source: the annotation of a GenBank genome assembly
AUGCAGAGGAAAUUGUCGUUCCGAUUUCGAGGAGGCGGCGCAGAACCAUUGCAGUGUUUCGUUUGCUUGGUUUACAAACGCGCAUAUGUUCCCAAACAAUGGAGUGAUGAGUAUGUGACGCACUGCCUCACCUGUGGUCGCGGAGCAUGCAAUGAACACGGAUGUUGGGAAGUGGGACAAUUCCACUGCGCACUUUGCCACGGAAAUGACGAUCCCUUACAGUCUGGUGCAAAAGACACUUUUGCAGUAAGAUGUCUCAACAAAGCCUUUCAGAAGCAAAAGUUGCUGUACAGAAACGAGGAAGCUUUUCAUGACUUCAUGCUAGUGCUAUGUGCAGAGAGAACAAAUAGUCGGAUGGAAGCAACGUAUACUGAUGAAGAAUUCUCGGACGUGCAGCGACAAGAAGCAGCAAAUACAGCAUUGACUUGGGAGGACGCGCAGCAACUGGUGGCAGCAAUCUUGUUAUCUCGACUGGGAACAGCAGAGAACGUAGCGAAAGUACUUGGACAAAGUUGGGUACCGACUUGGGAUGGCUGGAAAGAAUUGCAAACAUGCACGACAGAAUUCUGCUGCGUUACAAUCGCAGACCGUAUGUGCGACAUUGCACAGGUAAAUUCUCCUGACCGAAGCAUGACCGAUACUCAAGCUUUAAGGGUCUUGGCCGCGGAAGGGUUGAUGCGGCAGCAGGCGCAGUCGCACGGCGCCAACAAUUGCCUCAUUGAUUCCCUGAUGCUGUGCUUAUCGAACGAAGGCCUUUUGCCAGAGAACUUGGUCACACACGUCGCAGCAAGGCGAUGUGCUGCAGCUGCAUGCAGGAAACAACUGAUUCAAGAGGUCGGGAAGGCAGUAGCUCCAAGUCGCAACGGCCUUUUUCCCUACUUAGAUGCGCACCGCGACGGCCCCCGCAUUGUGGCAUUCUUGUUGCAGAGAUUUCGUGCUGUCGCGCGUACCAACAUGCUAAUUCACGUGCACGACCGGUUUGGUGAGUGCACUGUAGAUCCAGACCGGAACAAAAUUCUUGUCCAUCUUGGGUUCCAGCACCCCGAGCACCAGGCCUUGCAGCUGCAUAUUUACAAUCACACCUCUGUGCAAGGCAGGGGAUAUCAUUUUGAUAGUCUGUUGCGUCAAACCAGUGUCCGUGAAGCUGAACCAACCGUAGAGAUAGACGCAAAACCCGACGCAACAAGAUUACAAGGUAAUGAGCUGGAGCACAGCAUGAGUACAAAGGCUUGCCACAACAUGGACGGAACCGAAAAAGAUGUAGAUCUAAGAGCAGAAGCAGUAUUUGCCAAGUUGGCAUGGCACCUUUGCGGGUCUAGUUUUGAUAUCCCCUGGCUUGAAGCCUUGCUAUUGAAUAUGCUUUUUCAUGGAUACCUUUCUCUGGGACCUUCUGUGACUGCAUCUCCGAAAGCACGACAACAACUAUGUAGAGCAUGCCAAAGACAUCUCAAAUUGGAGCCAAAGCCGAAUGAUGCAGAAGCGCAGACUUUAGAUUUGCAAAGCCAUCUGGCGGCCGCAGCAUUUUUUCUUCUGGGCACCAGCAAGAAGAGUGUGAAUGUGGAGGUAUAUGUCAAUGUGCACGAUGCAAGUACCACUGACUUGAAUGUACCACAACAUAGGUACAGGAUCGGUCGACUGGACAGUUUGCUAGUGCCAAUUUUCCGACUCUAUUGUUUUACAAAUGGUCAGUAUGCAGCAUUAUUGCCGAAGUCGCCCCCAACAGUAUCGCAGCAGGAGCCAGCAUUGACUCGUGUAAGCCACUGUUCCAGCCAAAAGACGCAAGCUGCGCCUCGAACGGCAGAUGCAGGCAGUAACGAACCUAGCGGCAAUAUGGAACAAAUGUCCGAUAUUUUGCAACGGUUUUGCGACAGCCGGGGCGCAAAGGUGCAAAUCAGUAAAGCAGACGUUCUUUGUUUGCAAGAAGCCUGGUCAGACAGGGAUGCGGAAGGCAUCUGUCUUCAUACACUGUUGCAAGCAGGGUUAAGAUUUGCAGAUAGUGGGAUGCAUCAUGCCCGCCGUUUAGCAGACCAGUUUCGCAGUUUUUGGAAUUGCUGCACGCAAGGUGCAGGACAAACACUGGCAGGAGCUUCGAGCCCAGCAGCCACAAACCAUGAAGCCAAGUACCUGCCGCCGACAGUGCCCAGCCAAGAAAAGGCUGGAGCUAGCGAUGAAAACGCUGGAGCUAGCGAUGACGAUCGGAAAGGACUCGCUGGACAAUCAACUAAUGAAGCAGAUGGGGGCGGGUCCACAAAGAAGGAUGGAAACCAAAAGCAAUGCGGCAAAAGAAAAUUAAGCACAGCACUCGGCGCCAACAAAGCCCAACAAGCGGGUCAAGGAAAGGGAAAGCAGCAGCGGUUGCAGCAAAGAGGCAGCGCCAGCACAGCUAGGAAGCUAGAUGUAGCGGUGCCUCUGCGCCGGCUGCGCCAGAAAACGGUACCAGGCUCCGGCAUGGAAGACAUUCAGUCCGGGAACGUGCCCGCAGAAGGAAUAGCAACGAAGUCAACCGAGGGGCCUGGCAUAUUGGUGGCCAACAAGCCGCAGGGCACCUCUACGGAAGGGUACGUGGCGGAGCUUGGACGGCGCUUGGGCACGCCUUUGACCUUGUCCUCGCGCUUGGAUUUUCCCACCUCAGGCGUCCUGCCGUUGGCGCUGGGUGUGGAUUCCCUGGCGGGCAAGUGGCUACAAGCGCAGCUGGCAGCACGAUUGGUGGACAAGGAGUAUGUGUGCCUGUGCGAAGGCACAUCUCUGGGCCCAAAGGGCACUCGUGGUGUCGUUGCCGCCAAGCUGCUGACCACAGAACUGGAAGGCCACACCAGCCGCAGUGAAGUCAGCAAUAGCGGCCGGGAAGCUCGCACUGAAUACGAGGUCUUGCAGCGCUUCCUUGUGACGGAAGAGGUCGAUUCACUGGAGUCCUCUGAGCUGAUGCUGGUGGCGGCCCAUCCCAUCACCGGGCGCACGCAUCAGAUCCGCGUUCACUUUGCCUUUCUGGGCCGACCCUUAGUGGGCGACCUCACCUAUGGCAGGCGAAAUAGCUCGGUGGUGUGCCCGCGGCUGUUCCUGCAUUGCCGACGCUUCAGCUGCCGGGAUCUGUCCGGAGCGCCCCUGGUGGCGGAAGCACCGCUGCCCCGGGAACUGCAGGAAGUCUUGGCGCAGCUGCGCAGCUGCUAACAGUGACAGCGACGAAGCGACGAAGGGACGUUGCGUCGGAGAACGUCGGAGAACGAGAACGUUGAAAGUCCAAGGUAUUGUCCAAGGUGGACCUGGGACCUGGAGUGAAUCUGUGCGGUCCAGUACAGGUGGGACACCAAGAACGCGUUGAAAGGGGACGAUUGGGGGGUUAACCCCUGGGCUUUUGAUCAUUGGCGGAGGCUAUGAUUUUAAUAGCAGAUGACAUCACUAUGUUGUUUUCCCCCUGCUUUAUGAAGCGGGGUCUAUGAAUCUGGACUUCAUCC